UGGCAACACAAUCUAUUAACAUAACGACCGACCCUGCGAACUUUAUCAUUAUGAGUUUGCAAUCGCUCGCGCGCACGUCCUCCGAGACGAGCGUAUGCUCCACCUCGACGACCGCCUCGGGUUCGGCGUCGAUGCUCAACAUUGUCGCGGAAGAUGCGGCCCGUCGCACGCGCAAACGCUUCUCCAGUCUCCAGCUGACGAUGCUUGAGCAGCUCUUUCACGCCACCUCCCACCCGACGCGGGAGGAACGCGAGACCUUGGCUCGGUCUGCCGGAAUGGAGAUGAAGUCCGUCACGAUAUGGUUUCAAAACAAACGCCAGAUGGAGCGCAAGCUGGCUCUACACCAUGCGACCAACGGGCCCAACGUCUUCUCAGAAGCAGGCAACCAUAUUCCCCUCUCAGCGCCCGGUACGACCAGCAUUAUCCCACUGCCGUCCGUCUCCCAAGGACGCGCCCUCUCUACCCCGCACCCUACCUUCUCUCGUCCAUCCCGCACACUCUCCAACGUCUCUUUGUCCAGCCACGUCCCUCAUGCCCACCCCCGCCAACGCACCCUCUCCGCCCCGCGCAGCAGCCGCCCCCUGACGACCCGCACGCCCUCCCGGCGCCCCACGCUCGACGGCAUCGCAUCCCUCUCCGAGUCCCGAUACAACAGCACCGAAUACGAUGAGCCCCCCGACUCCAGCUGCCCCGCGACCCCACAGACGCCCAGCAAACGCCGCGAGGGCGCAGCCCUGUGGGAGAGCAUGCCCUCGUCCCCUCUGGGCCCCACCAACUCCCCGCCGUCGCGCGAGCGCGAGUACAUCGACUUCGUCGGCUCGCGCGCCCGCUCGCGGACGGGCGGACGCACGACACUCGAGUGGGCGUGUGCGGCUGCGCGCGUCGCGGGCCGCAAGAAGGCCGCCGCCAGCAGCAGCAGCAGCAAGAGCAAAGCACGCGCGAGCGUGGGCGCGGGCGCGGGACAAGGGACGGACGACGACCCCUUCCACGCGCCACGUGCGGGCGCUGAUGUCGUGAUGGGCGGAGACGAGACCGAGGACGAGGAGAUGGAGGCGAUCACGCCAUCAGGCAGUUUGACGUCCGAGGACUACGGUUGGCCACGCGACGCGGGUGCGGGGCGGAGGCUUAUCCCCCGCACUCGAUCUCUGCCGGAGUCGGCCUUGCUAAAGGCGCUGCCCGUCGAAGUCAAGAAGCCCGACCCAGCGCCGAUGCAGGUGCAAGACGACGUGAUGGAUGCCGCGCUCAUACUCUGUGGUCUCGGUCGACGAGGUUGAGACGCUCUCCAUCAUGGACUUCAACGCCCCCGUUGAGAGGAUUCCCUCCGGUUUUCCAAUUUUAAAAUGUGGUAUAUUAUCGAAUGCACAUAUGCAUCCAUUAUAUCCUUUAUGACACGUCCUCAUGUUUUAUGAACUGUACUCUCAUCACAUACGCAUUGCUUCGAUUUCGGCAUUACGCAGAUAGCAUCAGCAGCGUUCACGACAUUAG
Molecule: messenger RNA, 1485 nt
Organism: Coniophora puteana RWD-64-598 SS2
Lineage: Eukaryota; Fungi; Basidiomycota; Agaricomycetes; Boletales; Coniophoraceae
Product: homeobox-domain-containing protein
Exons: 3
Coding region: 51-1274 (407 amino acids)
Biological process (GO): regulation of DNA-templated transcription
Cellular component (GO): nucleus
Molecular function (GO): transcription cis-regulatory region binding; DNA-binding transcription factor activity, RNA polymerase II-specific
Source: RefSeq, a predicted model, not a curated record